This is a messenger RNA of Durio zibethinus, 3199 nucleotides long. Its product is annotated as putative protein phosphatase 2C 55. Gene Ontology annotation, molecular function: protein serine/threonine phosphatase activity. NCBI's taxonomy places the organism in Eukaryota, Viridiplantae, Streptophyta, Magnoliopsida, Malvales, Malvaceae. Gene Ontology annotation, cellular component: chloroplast. The record is from RefSeq and is a predicted model, not a curated record. Gene Ontology annotation, biological process: protein dephosphorylation.
AAAAAUUAAAAUACUAGUAGUAGACUAGGAGUACUGUAGUAGAGUAAUCCAAGCAAGGACAAGGGUAAUUUCGCAAAACAAGAAAACCUUGGGCCAAAAACCUAAAAUCUAAUAUCUGUACUUUGCAAUUGCGUUUCCGAUUCUCCAAUCAAUUUGGAAGAUUCCAACUACAAGAACAUAAAGAUUCGUAAAGACAGUUAUACACUCAUCGAAUGCAUUGAAGUAAAAGGAGAGAGCUUUAGCGGCUUUAAUUGUUACUUUCCCUCCCUUUAAUUAUUUUAGGGUCUCAUUUGCGUUUACUGAGCUCUUUAAGGUUUCAUAAAGACAACUAGACAGAAGAACCGGUUUCUGGCGGUUCUUUCUAAACCGAUUGGUUCAUUUCUAGUUUUUCCAGAACUCUGGGGAUUUGGGUUUUCGAUUCGAUAUUUUUGGUUUUGAUGGCUCUCUAAAGGUUUCUUAAUUCCUGCAAUUUUUCGAAGGGACAGCAGUAAUCUAAGGUUUAGAUGUGUUAAAACGUUAUGAGAUUUUCUUCUGCAUAUGGUAGUGACUUUUGUGUUCUCUGUAAUAGUCGGUUCGAAGCAAAAUUGCUUUGGUUAAGAAGAUAAGAUGCCAUCUAGUUAUUUUUGGAGACUGAGGAGUGCAGUUCAAAAUGGAAUCCGGAGAACAGAAUGUGGGCUUCAAGAUUCGAUAGAAGUUCUGAUUGGAACAGGGAAGCUAGGGUUUGGCAAUUAUAGGUUUUUUCAUUCUUUAAGAUUUUCGAGGCUUGCGGAUUUGCAAGGACUUUUGCAAACAGCGACUUUUUUGGCUGCAAGAUCAGAUUCUCUCUUAGCCAACCGAAGAAGGAACAUUUCUGUUGUUGGAGCAUUUUAUCGAACUAUUUCUGUUCCAUCUGUUUCGGGCACUGCUUUCCAGGUUUGUGGAUAUCAUAUUGAUUGUGCACUAGCUGACUCCAGUCAAAUAUCUCCAUCAGUGAGCAAAUUUCAGGGUAAACCCAUGGCUGCUUCUGGUUCUAGAGUUGUAAUUGGUGGAUAUCUUGUUGAUACAAUAAAGUUACAGCAUGAGCACCUUUCAUCGUCAACGUGUAGUGCUGACAUCUUUUAUGGCAAUAGAAGUUUGAGUAACUGCAUAAAAGCUAGAAUGAGUUUGAAAAACCAUGAGAAGCCUAGCAAUUCUCCAAUUUAUGGAUAUUACAUGUAUAGUGCUGGAAAAAGAUGGUGCAACUUUAACCCUUUGUUGGCGUCAGAUGCAAGGGCUUUCCAUAGUUUGUUGCCUUCUUGUUUAUCAGCUGGGACUGCCUCUGAUGUUUCCUUCGAUAAUUCUGGAUGUGAGGAACAGGUUGCCAAUUUUUCUGUGUCAUCAGAGGAGAGGAUUGCUGCUCGCAAAACUCUGAAGCUGCUUUCAGGAUUAUGCUAUCUUCCCCAUCCUGACAAAGUAGAUACUGGAGGAGAGGAUGCUCAUUUCUUAUGUGUGGAUGAACAAGUAAUAGGUGUAGCAGAUGGAGUUGGUGGUUGGGUAGAUCUGGGUGUUGAUGCUGGUCAGUAUUCUACGGAACUCAUGUCUAACUCUGUAUCUGCUAUCCGUGAGGAGCCCAAGCGUUCAAUUGACCCAGCAAGAGCCUUAGAGAAAGCUCACUCUAGCACAAAAGCUAAAGGUUCCUCAACAGCAUGCAUCAUAGCACUCACAGACCAAGGUCUUGAUGCUAUAAACUUGGGGGACAGUGGUUUUAUGGUGGUUCGAGAUGGAUGCUCUAUAUUUAGAUCCCCUGUUCAGCAGCAUGAUUUUAACUUCCCAUACCAACUUGAGAGUGGAAGUACUGGUGAUUUACCUAGCUCUGGUCAGGUCUUUUCAGUUCCUGUUGCUCUGGGAGAUGUUGUCAUUGCUGGCACAGAUGGACUGUUUGAUAACUUGUACAAUAAUGAAAUUACUGCAGUGGUGGUUCACGCGGUCAGGGCUGGUUUGGGGCCUCUAGUGACUGCUCAGAAGAUAGCAGCAUUGGCACAGCAACGAGCACAGGGUAGAAACCGACAAACACCUUUCUCAACUGCCGCUCAAAAUGCUGGGCUCCGUUAUUAUGGUGGAAAGCUUGAUGACAUCACUGUUGUUGUGUCAUAUAUAACUAGCUCCGAGGAAUUAUGCAGGAGAACAGGUGUUUGUAGCGAAGUUAUUGAUUUGCCGUUGCCACCAUCCAAUUUUGUUAUCAGGAAGCAAUCCCUUUAUGUUGAUCAGUUGGCCUUAGGAGGAUUCCUUGUUCUAUAAUUAGCAACGAACUGCCUCUAUGUUUUCUAUGUAUUUUUUAACUAAUUGUUUUUGUCACAUUCCUUUAUCAAAAGAAUUCUUGAGCGAGAUGAUGCUUUCAACGUUCAAACCACAUUCAACAUUGUCAAUAUUAUUGUUGGCAUUUUCAUUAGUUCAUGAAAUGAAAUGUUCUUGUCGCCAAAAAAAAAAGGGUUUCUCUCUGUUCCAGUUGUGUUCUGUGGGUGGGAAAGAGCCAUGGCCAUUGAACUUGCAAGUAAUUACUGAAUGUUAUAAACCAGAAGCCGACUGAUCUUUGGACUGAAGUUCCGUAUUUUAAGGGAGUUUUGGCAACUGGGUUACAGUGUUCUCUCAGAGACCCAUUCAACCAUCUUCAUCGUGAUUCUGAUGUAGAGUCCCUGACUGACGGUCACAAUAAUACGACUGCUUACGGAUAUAACGAUGGCUUUGAUGAACCUGCAAUGGGUUGGGCACGUUAUAUAAUGAGAAUAUGGUUUCACAACUCUGGUUUCUUUUAUAUACGGCCUACAAUUCCUUCGAUUGAUCUUUUGGACCGUGUGGCUGAUCGGUUGGCUCGGCAACAAACUCAUGGGACCAAGCUGUUUUAAAUGAGGUACUCUAUUUCCCUUCACAACCUGGGUAUGAUGGGCUCCAUGCUGCCGAGAGAGCAAUGGAUUUCUACAUGUUUAUGAACAGUAAGCAAAGAUGUUAAACUGAAGAAGUUAAAGCCUGUAAUUAUUCAUAUAAAUUACCACCCAGAUAAACUUCGAAGAAUGAAAGCAGUUGAAGAUUUCUAUGUUAAUGGAAAGUACGAAGCAGUGGACCCUUUCCCAGAUGGUUCUGAUUAGUAGGAGUAGCACUGCUGAGGAUCUCACGUUGAACCAUGGAUGGGCUCACUGGUUCACUUGUUGCAAAAUUCACUUGAUACGGCUUUGCAGCACUGUCU